ACUUUACAAGAAGUUGAUAGAGAGAGACAUGUCACUCUGGGUCCCAUUUACGGACACUUUGAGGGGAAUCGACCUCAUCUAUCUGUAGCCGAUCCAAAGCUGCUUAGAGACAUUUUUGUCAGAGAUUUUCCUGUUUUCACCAACCGACGAAUUUUUGAAACAGGCGAUGAUAUCUCAGAUGUUAUGGUGUCUAAUCUCCAAGAUGAGGAUUGGAAGAGGGUGAGGUCUAUUCUCUCACCAGUGUUCUCAACGGGAAAACUCAACACCCCGCCUGAUGAAGCUCUUAAAUAUAUCUGUUUCAAUCCCUUAUGCCAUGGAGUUUUUUACCACCACUACUACUGAAAUUAUUAAUGAAAGAAAAAGAACUAAUCAGAAAAGAAAUGAUUUUCUUCAACUGCUGAUGGAUGUAGCAGAUGAGGUUGAGGUUGAAGAGAAAUUAGAAGACAUUGAAAAAGUGAAUGAUUUAGCCAACAGCAACAAUAAACAUGGUCAGAAUGAAGUUACAACUCCGACAAAUAAAAGUCUAUCAAGGAAUGAACUGAUAGCGCAGUGCAUCAUAUUCUUCGUUGCUGGCUUCGAAACUUUAGCUCUUGCUUUCUCUGCGGCCACUUAUGUACUGGCAACUCAACAGGAUGUCCAAGAAAAAGUUCGGAAGGAAAUCGAAGAUUGCUUAAAGGAAACAAAUGGUACUUUGACUUACGAAGUUUUUCAAAAUAUGAAAUAUCUUGAUUGCUUCCUGUCUGAAACCUUGAGAAUGUAUCCUCCUCUAAUUAAAACAGAAAGAAAAGCUGCUUCCACCUAUGAAUUAGGAGACACGGGUAUCCUUCUUGAAAAAGAUAUGCUCGUCAGUAUUCCAAUAUACGCACUCCACCAUGAUCCAAAAUAUUUUCCAGAUCCUGAAAAGUUUAAUCCCAACAGAUUCAUCCCUGAGGAGAAGGGCAAAAGGGAUCCCUACGUGUACCUGCCUUUUGGAUCCGGACCAAGAAACUGCCUCGGUAUGAGGUUCGCUCUCCUACAGAUGAAAGUGUGCCUCGUACACAUCAUCGCUCACUUCAACAUAAAUCCAUGCUCGAAGACGCAAAUACCGAUGCAGUUCCAUCGCGGUUUUGGAAUUUUGAAACCCAAAGACAUACUUCUUGAUAUAGAGCCAAGAGAAGAUUGCCUGCAAGUAUCCUGACUCUCCACUAUAAUUCUUCCGUAUUUUUUUUUCUUUUUAUCCCCGGAACGCUUAAAAUACUGAAGAAAUGUUUGUUUUCAUUUCUGAUUCUUGAUUGAAUGCGUUUGCAAAUAAAUAUUUUAAUCAAAAGGUAA
This is a messenger RNA of Parasteatoda tepidariorum (common house spider), 1311 nucleotides long. Lineage: Eukaryota; Metazoa; Arthropoda; Arachnida; Araneae; Theridiidae. The record is from RefSeq and is a predicted model, not a curated record.